CGCUUCCAGUUCCGGUUAAAAGAGUUCGUUGAGCAGAGUGCUAUUGACAGCACGAUCUGUUUGUUUUUAUUUUUAGAACGUUGAGCUUUUUAAAUAAGGUUACAGCACUUUAUUUGCUUUAGAAAACCAGAAUACAAUAUCACAUGUUGUAGUUCUGAAAUUGUCGGCACAUCUCGAACUCUUGCGGAUUCUGGCUCACCGCUAACCUUGACGUCACUUUAUGGAUCAGCGUUGGCUGUGAUGAAAUGGCGGGGCUCUGCAAGGCAAUUCAAAGGCACUCAUUCGGGUUCAAGAAGGUAUUGGGACUGCAAGAAUGUUGGAACUCCAUUAUCCGUUUGAAAUUUACCAAAGCAAGGAUUCCACCUUCGUUAUAUGAGGAGCAGGCAAAAAAUCAUGAAAAGUAUGGAGGAGAUCCAGAACAUCCCCAUAAAUUGCAUCUCAUCACCAGAAUCCGAAGUGGACUGGGCCGUCCUUAUUGGGAAAAAAAGACUUUAAAGGAUUUGGGACUAAUUAAGGCACAUCAUCCAUAUGUUCACAAAAAUAUUCCUGCUGUCAACGAAAAGUUAAAAGUUAUAAAGCAUCUUGUUAGAAUUCAGCCUCUGAAAUUGCCACAAGGACUUCCAACAGAGGAAGAGCUGACCCAGACGUACUUGAAGAGCACCGGUGAAUUAGUUAUUGGACAACGGCCUCCAAAAACUGCACAUAAAAAGACAAUUGCAUCUUAGUUUGUGUAUUAUCUUCUCUAUUUAAAAGUAAACAGUAAUGAUAACAUUUUGCAAUAAAAUUUAUUUUCCAGUUGGA
Erpetoichthys calabaricus (reedfish) is the source of this 801-nucleotide messenger RNA. It is a transcript of the gene mrpl30, whose product is annotated as mitochondrial ribosomal protein L30. The record is from RefSeq and is a predicted model, not a curated record. The coding region runs from base 246 to 725 and encodes 159 amino acids. The transcript has 5 exons. Gene Ontology annotation, biological process: translation. Gene Ontology annotation, molecular function: structural constituent of ribosome. NCBI's taxonomy places the organism in Eukaryota, Metazoa, Chordata, Cladistia, Polypteriformes, Polypteridae. Gene Ontology annotation, cellular component: large ribosomal subunit; mitochondrion.